AUGGAAUCUCCAAACCUGUUCAAGUGUGCAUCACAACAGGGGAUUAACACAGGCAUAUUUUAUUUCAGAUUCUUUCUUUCUUGUUUCUCUCUCUCUCUCUCUCUCUCUCUCUCUCUCUCUCUCUCUCUCUCUAUGUCAUUCUCUCUCUGUCUGUCUGCCUGUUUCUCUCUGUUCUUUGUUCAAUCGUUUUUCUUAAUCAUUUUUAUUUCUACAUUGGCAUUUCUUACAUCUAUUUUUAAUCCUUUUCUUAUUCCAACCUUAAACUUCUUUCUUUCUUUCUUUUUUUCUUUCUUUCUUUCUUUCUUUGUCGUUAUUUUUUCUUCAUUACUAGGCAUUUUAGUAGUCUUACUUUCUUUCUUAACAGUAUAUUCUUUCCUUUUUAGUCAUAAUUCAUCAGCCAUUUUACUUUCCUUCUAUGCUAUUUCUUAUUUGGCAUCUCUAUACUUUCUAGUAAUUUCUCUCUUACUCGUCUUUAAAAAUUUUCUUCUCUUUAUCUUCUUCAUACUUUCUCUCUUUCUUUCUAUUCUUAGUCAUCUGUCAUCUUCAUCCAUUUUUAUUAACAUUUUCGUCUUUAUUUCCUUUUUUACUACACAUGCUUUUCUUUCUUUCUUUUUUCUUUUUCUUUCUUUCUUUUUUUCUUUCUUUCUUUCUUUCUUCUGA
Molecule: messenger RNA, 660 nt
Organism: Acanthosepion pharaonis
Lineage: Eukaryota; Metazoa; Mollusca; Cephalopoda; Sepiida; Sepiidae
Source: the annotation of a GenBank genome assembly